UAUAAUAGGUGUUCGAAGGACAAAUGGUGCACAAUCUGCUUCAGCACUUUUUCAUUCAUUGAGUUCUAUUUCGGAGAACAUAAAACAGGCAGAAAGGAUGGCGUAUGAUCUGAGUGAUCCGUUGGUGUUCAUUGGUUCUGAACUACGAAACUCAGUUCUCCAAGGGUUUAGGGCCCCUGCAAAAGACGCUGCAAACCCCAGGAACAUCAGUUUUACAGCCGAUGCCACUAUAACAAUAGCGUCAACAGGUUCAGCUGCUACAGCUUCAUACAACGAAUUAAAGGUGUUCGGUGGUACCAUCAAGGGGGCUAGUUUGGAUAACCUGAUACAAGAUCUUAGAAACCAGAAUUUGCGCGUAAAUCGUGACGGAUAUUGCUAUAUUCGUAUUCCUGGUACCCGCCUCUUAAGUGGGACACGGUUUCUAAGGCUAAAUGACUUGUUUCCUUGGGAUGAUUAUGUGGACGAUCUUACAACUUAUAAUCCUGAGCCUUCAUCCACCAUAUGGAAUCGCGUACGCUCCAAUAAUACGACUAAGAAGGUGGUGGACUACGAAAAGCUUGAUGCAGAUCUCAAGAAGGCGAACAACGACAAUGCUACAUUGAUUAAUGAAAACAACGAUCUGAAGACAAAGCUAAAGGGGAAUAAUGAUGCCGAUGUGAAUCUUAAGAAGGCCAAGGAUGAAAUUGAUAAUUUGAAUAUACAGGUAAGUGAUUUGAAUGAUGUAAUUAAUACAAUGCAGAAUAACUGGUACACAGCUGCUACUAUUCGAGCGAGGCCACUGCCGCCAAACACAUUCAAUGUGAUUAAAGUUAACCCUCGUGAUUAUCGCCUUGGUGAUAAUAGACCUCCGUCGAGCUUGCCUUGGAUGGGAGGGCAUACUAACCAAGUAUCAGAACCAGUUGAUGAUUUCAAUGAUUUUGUGCCGCGGUCAUAUGAUGUGUAUAUUAGUACUGAUUUACCUUAUGAUUUUGACAUAAACUUUUGGUGGGUUAUCCGGUUGGACAUGCCUUCUUCAGGCCCCUACGGCUACAUGAUGGCUUACUAUGUUGGUCGUCAUGACCGCCAUCGCCCUUCCAACUACUUUAAUGGAAUUGCUUCAACUUAUAGUUCCAAUGGGUUCUUAGACUUAGAUCGUAUUGGUUAUAAGUAUUGUUUCAUGUUAAGAGCGAGUUUAUCACCAUUACGUUAGAACUAGGAGGAAUAUAAUGUAACAAGUGAUCGGAUAAGAUCUUUCAAUCGUGUAUUAGAUAUACUUUUUAAGAAGUAAUUUACCGACUAUAUAACAGAGUUUCACUUAUACUUUUGAG
Molecule: messenger RNA, 1307 nt
Organism: Beta vulgaris subsp. vulgaris (sugar beet)
Lineage: Eukaryota; Viridiplantae; Streptophyta; Magnoliopsida; Caryophyllales; Amaranthaceae
Exons: 2
Coding region: 98-1189 (363 amino acids)
Source: RefSeq, a predicted model, not a curated record